Molecule: messenger RNA, 1260 nt
Organism: Schizosaccharomyces osmophilus
Lineage: Eukaryota; Fungi; Ascomycota; Schizosaccharomycetes; Schizosaccharomycetales; Schizosaccharomycetaceae
Gene: hhp2
Product: serine/threonine protein kinase (CK1 family) Hhp2
Exons: 2
Coding region: 1-1260 (419 amino acids)
Biological process (GO): endocytosis; signal transduction; peptidyl-serine phosphorylation
Cellular component (GO): nucleus; cytoplasm
Molecular function (GO): protein serine/threonine kinase activity; ATP binding
Source: RefSeq, a predicted model, not a curated record
AUGAUAAAAACAAAGCAAGAAAAAAUGUCAGUUGUUGAUAUAAAAAUUGGAAAUAAAUAUAGAAUUGGAAGAAAAAUUGGGUCAGGAUCUUUUGGGCAAAUUUACUUGGGACUGAAUGUCGUUAACGGAGAGCAAGUUGCAGUAAAGCUUGAGCCUUUAAAGUCCCGGCAUCAUCAAUUGGAAUAUGAAUUUCGAGUAUAUAACAUCCUUAAAGGCAAUAUUGGAAUCCCAAUUAUUCGCUGGUUCGGAAUAGUAAACAAUUAUAACGCCAUGGUUAUGGACUUGCUGGGUCCUUCCCUAGAAGACUUGUUUUGCUACUGUGGAAGAAAGUUUUCCUUAAAAACCGUUGUUCUCUUAGCAGACCAAUUAAUCAGUCGCAUUGAAUAUGUGCAUCAAAAAUCCUUCUUGCAUAGGGACAUUAAACCAGAUAAUUUUCUCUUGAAAAAACACAGCAAUGUUAUAACAAUGAUUGACUUUGGACUUGCCAAGAAAUACAGAGAUUUUAAAACUUACGUUCAUAUACCUUAUCGAGAUAAUAAAAACCUUACUGGUACAGCAAGAUAUGCAAGUAUUAAUACACAUAUCGGGAUUGAACAAUCGAGGCGCGACGAUUUAGAAUCUUUGGGAUAUGUGCUGUUAUAUUUCUGCCGAGGAAGCUUACCCUGGCAAGGCUUACAAGCUGAUACAAAAGAACAAAAAUAUCAAAGAAUUCGCGACACAAAAAUCAAUACCCCCUUAGAAGUACUGUGUAAAGGCCUUCCCGAGGAGUUUAUUUCUUAUAUGUACUACACAAGACAGCUAUCUUUUACCGAGCAACCCGACUAUAAUUAUUUAAGAAGGUUAUUUCGAAACUUACUUAUACGGAAAGGUAUUCAGUAUGACUAUGUUUUUGACUGGAUGAUUCUUAAAUACCAAAAGCGAGCCGCCGCCGCAGCUGCAACAUCUGCUAAUGCUAAUAAUGCAAAUUUGACUCCUAACCCAUAUGGAAACCUUAAUACCCUGCCAUCUCCAGCAGUAUCUCCUCCCCCUGCUGGCAUCCCACCUCAAAUAACACCUAGCCUAAAGAAUUCACCUGGUCGUAUAGCUACUGACCGGUUGCCGAAAACACCCCAGUCUUAUUCUACCAAUGUCGUCCAAUGUAAUUCCCCCACUCCCCUUCCUGGUCAACUUCGCCCAACUUCUCAAAAUAAUGAUUUCAAUAUCGUCCAUCCCUCCUUCCAGGCUUCUUACGCUUCUCAUAUUAAGAAACCCCAUGAAUGA